GUUUUUUCCAUCAUUUGCUUUAAAAUUUCGACUAUAAAAGAAGUCGCAAAACCCCAAAAUUUGCAUUCAUAAUUUUGACUUUAACGAGUUCACAUCGUUCAAAAAACAAAGUUCAAUUUAAAACAAAAUGGCAAAAGGUAAAGGAACAAUUAAAGCUAAGGCUCCAAAAGUAAAGGAAGUAGUUGCUGGAAAGGAAAAAAAGUUGCGUCGUCAUAAACGAAAGGAAUCAUUUGCAAUUUACAUCUUUAAAGUAUUGCGACAAGUUCAUCCAGACACGGGAAUUUCAUCGAAAGCUAUGAGCAUAAUGAACAGCUUUGUCAAUGACUUAUUUGAAAGACUGGCUGGGGAAGCUUCACGUUUGGGGCAACAUAAUCAUCGUGCAACAAUGUCAAGUCGUGAGAUCCAAACAAGCGUUCGUUUAUUAUUGCCAGGAGAAUUAUCUAAACAUGCUGUCUCGGAAGGAACUAAAGCUGUAACAAAAUACACAUCAACAAUGGGCCAUUAAUAUUUUUUUAUUAUUUCUGUAAUACUGCUUUAAACUGAUUAAAUAAACUACAUUCUUUUUCAAGACUUUGAAAAGUAUCAAAAUUGGACAUUCUCACUUAUUUCAGCAAGUCAAUUCAGUUUAAUGCAUUGUUGAACCCUGCCAGAGCUUGCAUAUUGCCGCGAAAAUCUCAUUAAUGAAUUAAUUAAGAAGAAAAUGAUCUCUAGACUAUAAUUAAAUUAAUAAAGCACAAUAUCCAAAGACGCGUCAAUUCUUUCCACAAAAUGAAAAGUAGCAUUUCGUCAAUUAGGCAUAUCUAUCGAAAAACAAACAAGUGCAUCCAUAAAUACGUUAAUUCAUCACUUAUGCUUCGUACAUACAUAGAUAGUCAAAGCACAGCACAUUUAUAUGUGUGUAUCAAAUCACACAACAGUCUUUGACUGUAUUUUUAUCAGGCACACUCAAAUACAUCCUCAACUUCUUGUUACUACACAUUCUAGUGCUGAUGACGACUUAGUUUAUUUUGUUGUAUUUUAUUUUACGCUCAGUCAGUUUCUUCUUUCUUGUUCUUGUGAUCAGUUUGAAAUUUGUAAUCUCGAGAGGUAAAUUAUUGAGAUCCAGUGAUACUUUGGUGCCAUUGCUUUUAAUAAAUUUUUUUGUUUUGUGGAAAUUGAAAGUCAUUACUGGAUGUUAAAUUUAUUAAUUAUAGCAUAGAGAAAUGCUUUAUUUAUGCAACAACAGAAGCGAUUCAUUGUUUUAUGCCUCUUAGCAUAACUAUUCAUAAUGUUAUUGGGCUUAUUCGGGUGUGGUGCUGACUAUUGCUUCUCGUAAUUGAAUAUUCAUCAUAUUACACAAGCUAGAUAUUUGUGUGGGAAUCGAUCUUCAUUCAGUCUCAAUCUAAAUGAAAAUUUUCGCAAUUUAAAAACAGCAUUAAGCGAGGCAGGCAAGGCAUGAAGAAGAAAUGUCAAUAAAAAUAUCAUCUAUUAGCAUGAGAAUCUUCAUAGAUAUGGCAUAGUGUUUACCGUUAUCGUUAAACAUUCACUGUUUGGUUAUCACAGAUUCCCUUAAAUAAUAUGAACUAGAAAUUUGUGCUACAAUACGCGCGCGAUGGGCAGCAUUCAUUUAAGUAAUGAAGAAUAUGCUUUAAAGAAGAAAUGGUGAAAAGAUUCUUGAUUGUUUGUGGAUGGAGCGACUUUAGAUCAUUGUUGCUGUCAAUUUAUUCAAUUAACAUUUAUUGGUACUUCCUGUGGGUUUAUUAUAAAGAAAAUUUAUAUCUGCUGGAUGUUUGAUCUCUGGAUCUUUUUAACGGAGAUUUUAAAUUCAAAUUCAGUUCAAAAAAGAUCCAUUUUUCAAAUUCCAAAAAUACGUUGAAAGUUUUUGUUUGUGAAUGUUAUGUUUGAAACCGUGUUCGAAAAUUUUAAUAAAUACAGUGUCUAAAAUGAUAUCAGCAGAUUUAAUGAAUGCAGGUUCACGUAAAUGCUACCUCAAACCAACUAGAAAAUAUAAAAUAAAGCUAGUCAGAUCGGAAUCAACACCGCCAGUCGUGAAAAAACAAAACGGUCCUAAAAUGCCGAAAAUUGUGUGGUCUAUUAUUUGGCUGAUUAUUUUGAUAAUCUUUUCAUUCUGGAUUGCAACGUUCCUUGCAUUCUUCUACAUCAUCCUAUUUCCAAUCACAGUCUGCAUUCCUGAUAUUAGUGUCGUCACCGAUUUCCUACUAAAAUGCAUUCAAUUCCCGAAAUAUUGUGCUGAGAACAUGAUGGCUGGAACAGCACUUUUCUAACAUUAAUAUCAUUAACUGUGUAAAAUUAGAUGCUUCAAUAAAUUCGUCCUAUAAACUCAAUGCAAUCAUUAUUGACAUAACUCAAUAGCGCACAACAUAAAAGUAUAAAAAACGGCAGCAACGAAAAGAUUUUCUUUAGAAAUAAAAGCUAAUAAUUUGCAAAAAGAUGCAAUAUUAAUGUUAAAUGAUUUUUGUAAAGAUUCUUUAAUAAAGAUUAAAUUUUUGUGUCAUUAACAAUG
Molecule: messenger RNA, 2503 nt
Organism: Chironomus riparius
Lineage: Eukaryota; Metazoa; Arthropoda; Insecta; Diptera; Chironomidae
Source: the annotation of a GenBank genome assembly